AUGGAUACGCCUAGGGCUGUGACAGUUACCAGUUACCGUUACCAGCGUUCUCCGUUACUAGAGCAACAAUAUAGUCACGAAUCACAACGUUGUUUGGUGAAAUUAGAAUAUGAUCAAACUGAGUUAUAUGCUGAAUCUAGUGCCAUAUUUCAAAUGCCAUUUCAAGGUUUAGAAGAUGAUGAUAUGGAUCAUGAUAAACCAGCAUGUUUGAAACGUAUAAAGUCAAUGAAAAGUAAUCCAUCAUUCAUUAUGAACAACAACAAAUUAACAGCACUGUCGGAAUAUUUAGAUGAUCAACAAUCAGAAGAUGGAUCAGAAUCGUAUUGUGAUACCGAUUUAGAUGAAUUAUGUGUUGAUCCAUUUGAUAGUUGA
Messenger RNA from Didymodactylos carnosus, 372 nucleotides. The record is from the annotation of a GenBank genome assembly. Lineage: Eukaryota; Metazoa; Rotifera; Eurotatoria; Philodinida; Philodinidae.